Molecule: messenger RNA, 634 nt
Organism: Porites evermanni
Lineage: Eukaryota; Metazoa; Cnidaria; Anthozoa; Scleractinia; Poritidae
Source: the annotation of a GenBank genome assembly
CGUUCUGCAGGUUACCUCUUCAACUACGAUCACCUUCAUAUUCUGUAUGUAGUAGGCCCACUCAGUAGUGGAUUUAAACGAGAGCCAAAUACACCGCACGAGGGAGGGAGAGAGGGGGGAGUUUCUGAAAUCGUCCGGUAUGUGCAGACAGUAUAUAUGGACAUUUUGACUGUGGGGUGUGAAGACAUAAUACAAAGCUGUUAAGGAAAGGAGUUAAAACCCUUUCUUAGAUGCUGCAGAGUGAAACAAAUGCCAGGACCAUCAGUCUUCCCUGCUACAAACAGAAAACUAUACAGUGGAGGAGAGAGGAAGACGAAACCAAAUGUUUUUAAAAAAAUGGCAAAUACCCAGGGGCUGUUGGGUUUGCCAUUGUAUUGUCAUCUCCUCCCCUUCCCCUCCCCCUCCCCAUCCCCUCCCCUUCCCCCCACCGUAUUUUUGUGGUACUUUGUGAUGACUUGCCAGACGGUGCCGUUGUGCUUCCUUGACCAUUUAUCCUCCACGUUCUUUUGAACAGAACAGUGAAUAUGUCGGAGUUAAGAAGAAUUCGUCGACAGUUUAUUACUUACACCAAAAUGCACCCUGUAGAAGAUACAAAGAAAAUUGCGAAUAUGUUUGUUCAGUACUUGAACAGUAG